Molecule: messenger RNA, 1177 nt
Organism: Ostreococcus lucimarinus CCE9901
Lineage: Eukaryota; Viridiplantae; Chlorophyta; Mamiellophyceae; Mamiellales; Bathycoccaceae
Exons: 2
Coding region: 1-1152 (383 amino acids)
Source: RefSeq, a predicted model, not a curated record
AUGACGUCAUGGCUUUCGCUAUUUCUCGACGCUCAGACGAUCAUGUUGGCCUCGAUGAACGCGCUCACCGCGCGAGUGACGCCCACGAAGGUUGUCAAGGUUCGACGUUCCAACGCGCGAAGCGCGGUGGUCGUGCGCGCGAGUGCGAGCGAAGAAGGCGCAGCGGGGAAGGCGUUCGCGGCGGCGCUCGCGCUGACGCUCGCGACGACGUCCGUGGAGCCGGCGUUGGCCACGACGGCGACGUCGCCGGCGGCGCGAAGAGAGGGCGUUCAGUCUGCGGCAAAGGUGAAGUCCACGAAAGCUAAGGUUGCGCCGGAUGUGCAAAUCAAGGUGAAGCGCACGUCGGCCAAGGCGACGCUCACUCCGAAGCAACGCAAGGAGUUGGAGCAAGCGGCUGCGGCGCGAUACCAAAAGGUUGCGCCGAAGCGCGCGGAACCGAACCGAUUGAAGGGAACUGCACUUAAGUCUGCCGCAGAAGUGAAGAAGACGAAGACUCCGGCCCAAACGAAGGCGGCGGCAGCGGCGGGCGCUGCGACCAAGAAGCCGACGACGAAAAAGCCGGCGGCGGCCAAGAAGUCGGCCCCGACUGUGACGGCCCCGGCGCCGAAGGCUGCCCCGGCGACAAAGACGCCGGCGGCGACCAAGGCGGCGGCGACAAAGACGCCGGCGGCGACCAAGGCGGCGGCGACCGCCAAGCCGGCCAAGGCGGCGACCACCACGCCGGCGGCGGCAAAGCCGGUGACGACGCCGAUCAAGACCACGACGCCGGCGGCGGCAACGGCGACGACCACCAAGCCGGCGGCGGCGAAGGCGAAGACCAAAUCUACCAAGAAGGUUACCCGACCGGUCAAGUCCGUCACGAAGAAGGUUGCCAAGCCGGCGGUGAAGAAGGCGGCCAAGCCGGCUCCGCGCCCGAAGAAGGUGAGCCGCGUGAACCCGCUCUCCAUCAUUGCCACCGGUCUCGGUCUCGGUCUGUUCGCAUACUCAAACCGCAGAGAGGGUCAACCGUCCGUAUCGACGGCGGCGACGAAGACUACCACAGUGUCUAGCACCCCGGCGAAAACCGUGGCCAGCGCUCCAGCCAAGCCGACCAAGUCUGCCACUAAGGCUGAUGAGGCACAAGCGUGGAUCGAGAACUGGAAGAACAAUUAAUCGCAACGCGCUCGAUGUAAAUCGG